AUGGAGGCAAACUCAUCACCUCCUGCAAGAGACGAGAUUUUCACAUAUCCGAUGGAUAAGCCUGAUCUUACCUUAGACAUGAGAAAGAUCCCGAAAACCACCCCCGCUUCUGUUCAUGCGGCUGAUUCAAUGAUCAAGGUCAACUCUCUUCGCUAUGAAUUUGUGGUGGAGAUGGAAAUGGAGGCGAAGGAGGGACUUAAGAGGACCGUGAACACAGAGCGAGUAGAGAGGCUAAUACGAUGGACAUAUCCAGACCAAGGUUGGGUGAAGCUCAACAUGGACGACACAUCAAGAGGAAAUCCCGGCAUAGCGGCUGCAGGAGGAGUGAUUCGUAAUGCAAGUGGGUUGUGA
Messenger RNA from Microthlaspi erraticum, 351 nucleotides. The record is from the annotation of a GenBank genome assembly. Lineage: Eukaryota; Viridiplantae; Streptophyta; Magnoliopsida; Brassicales; Brassicaceae.